AUGGUUGUACAUAUUCUAGGUAAGGGUUUCAAGGGAAAGGAAGUGAUAAAAAUUGCUUUGGCAUCCAAGUUUUAUGGUAUUGGUGAAAAGACUGCCGAAAGAGUUUGUUCCAAAUUGGGAUUUUAUCCAUGGAUGAGAAUGCAUCAGCUCACUGAACCUCAAGUGAUGAGUAUUACUAGUGAAUUAUCAAAUAUGACUAUAGAAGGUGAUGCUCGAGCCAUCGUUAAGGAAAGUAUUGCUCUCAAGAGACGUAUCGGUUCUUAUGAAGGUAUGAGACACGCAAUGAACCUCCCAGUCAGAGGUCAACGUACUAGGAAUAACGCCAAGACUGCAAGGAAAAUGAACCGCGUGGAUAGAAAGGGUUUCCAUACAUUCGCUUGCUCUCCACUAAAUGCACUAUUGAAUACCAUCAAUCCAAGCCUACGAAAGUAA
This is a messenger RNA of Torulaspora delbrueckii, 432 nucleotides long. It is a transcript of the gene SWS2, whose product is annotated as mitochondrial 37S ribosomal protein uS13m. The transcript has a single exon. Bases 1 to 432 code for a protein of 143 amino acids. Gene Ontology annotation, cellular component: small ribosomal subunit; mitochondrion; ribosome. The record is from RefSeq and is a predicted model, not a curated record. Gene Ontology annotation, biological process: translation. NCBI's taxonomy places the organism in Eukaryota, Fungi, Ascomycota, Saccharomycetes, Saccharomycetales, Saccharomycetaceae. Gene Ontology annotation, molecular function: RNA binding; structural constituent of ribosome.